This is a messenger RNA of Ogataea haglerorum, 2319 nucleotides long. RefSeq lists its product as uncharacterized. Gene Ontology annotation, cellular component: cytoplasm; ribonucleoprotein complex; nucleus. NCBI's taxonomy places the organism in Eukaryota, Fungi, Ascomycota, Pichiomycetes, Pichiales, Pichiaceae. The coding region runs from base 1 to 2319 and encodes 772 amino acids. The record is from RefSeq and is a predicted model, not a curated record. Gene Ontology annotation, molecular function: mRNA binding; protein binding. The transcript has a single exon.
AUGUCACUGAAGACCCAGCUACAAUUGCAUCCAACGUCGUUUUUGCUAUGGCGGAGAUUGCUCGAAGAAAGCCCCACAGACGAAAACUACCAGCUAGCAUACUAUCGCACACAGUACGAUGUGACAAACAACUACGAGAUGUGGGGACUCUACUAUAAGCAUUGCAGAAAUAAGAUCCACGAUGCUGCAAGCCUUGACCAGCUUUGGCUUCAACAGUUGCGAAUACCGAGCUUAGACUACGAAAGCCUUUUGAGUGACUACUCCAGGUUUGUGUCUGAUCACUUUGGAGAAAAAUACACAGAUAAAAUGAAAGAGAUACUUCAAAUAAAGAAAAAAGUGACACAGAUACUAGAGAAAAUCGAGCCUUGGGAGCUCCAAAGACAGGACAGAAGUCCAGAAUACUGGAUUGGCUAUUUGAAAGCAUUGCACGGAAGCAAAGUGCUAGACAGAGUGACCAAAAAUCGCCUAAUUCAGUGCACCGUGGAAAGAAGUCUUAGCAUCCAGGUUUUUGUGCCAGUAAUCCAAACCUAUCUGUCAUUCAACUUGGAGGUGGAUGAAUUGGCGUUUUGGGAAAGAGUGGUCCAAAUUGAGCCCUCCAAUGUAGAAGCGUGGAUCCAAUACAUCCAUGACUGUUUCCCGGAUCAAUUCCAAAGAGCACGGUCUCAGUUCAACAGCUACACCGAUCUAAAUUUGGCACCUGUCUUUUGUGAAAUUCUGCGAAUGGAACUUCGUAUGCUUAAAGAGAAUCCUGCGAUGGCGCAGCCACUUUUGAUGGAAGAUACAUAUAAUUAUUUUUCAAGAGCCCUGAAAGCAGGGGACAUAUUCCACACUGCCGCAAAAUUGUGUAUUGAGGUUCAGGAGGAAAUGGGAGACAUUGAUCGCAUCACAAAUGAUUUUUUACUCCCCUUUUUGGAGGCUUUUGACAGUCAAACGGACGUAUGGCUGUAUGCUAUAGACUUUGAAAAGAGGCACGGCAAUCUUAGACAUGUGACAGAUUUAUUCAAAAAAGCUAUGGAUCUUGCCGAGAGACUGGAUUGGCCUGAGCGGCUAGCUGCUGAGUGGAAAAGGUUCGAACUUCUCAAAGGCACGGAUGAAAGUCAAGAAUUUUGCACUGAAGUUUGCGGACUCGCACUGUCACGGAUCAAAGAAAAAAAAAGACGACUCUCAGAGCUUGAAGUGGGACAGAAGCUAGAACUGUCGCAAAAUAAGAGAAGAGCACACGAGGACACUGCCGAAACAAAGCCAAGGAAACCAAAACCCGAGACCCGAGAUCGCGAACACCUAACUAUACUGGUAGCUAAUCUGCCCCCUUCGAUUGAUGAGACGGCAUUGACAGAUAUAUUCAGCUCAUGUGGGAAGAUUCGUAGCGUCUCUCUUUUCGAUGGGAAGGCGACUAUUGAAUUUUCAGACGAACAAGGACUGUUGUCAGCUAUGAAGAAAAAUGGCAAAAUAAUUGAGGACUCGCCGAUCGAGGUGGUGCAUCUGCAGAAUAACACGCUUUGGGUUGCAAAUUAUCCUCCCGAGAAAACUGUGGAGGACCUGAAGAAGAUUUUUGGACAGUACGGCGAAGUAUUGGCCGUUAGACUGCCAUCGUUGAAAAGCAACGUGCAAAGACGUUUUUGCUACGUUGAAUAUUCGUCUGAACACGAUGCCGCGUCCGCUAUGAAAGUAUUGGAUGGCCAUACGAUACAGGGGAAAACUGGUGAUUACAAAUUGACAGUCAAAAUCUCGAACCCUGACGCCAGACAAGAUCGCAAGGGCGCACUGGAAGAGGGUAGACAAGUGUAUGUUAGUGACUUGGACUUUUACAAGGUCGACGAGGAUAAGUUAAGCGAGGAAUUCUCAAAAUAUGGUGAUAUUGAAUUAAUCCGCAUUCCUGUGAAACGUGAUGGAAUGAGCAAGAAGCUUAACAACGGAUUCGCAUUUGUUUCCUUCAAGUCCAGCUCCGAUGCCGUUAAGAGUCUGGAACUGGAUGGCAAGUUGCUGGCUGGAAGACCAAUGAAGGUCGAACUAGCCACCCCCAAGAAAAAGAAAGUUUCUGUUAUCGGAACAGGGAAGUUUGAUAAAGCUAGGACAAUCUCGGUGCUCAAUGUUGACGACAAGAUUAGCACAGAGAAUCUCAAGACUACUUUCGAAGAAAUAGGGCCAGUCACCCAGAUAGAGUGGCAACCUGCGAACAACGCGGCCUUGGUUGAAUUUGAAAGUGUGAGAAGCUCUGGCAUGGCAGACUUCAAGUUCAACGGCCGCAAGAUCGGCGACACUACUGUCAGAAUUGGCACCUUUCAAGACUUCUUGAAACUGAAGAGGAACAAGAUUUAA